Colletotrichum scovillei is the source of this 1629-nucleotide messenger RNA. RefSeq lists its product as uncharacterized. The record is from RefSeq and is a predicted model, not a curated record. NCBI's taxonomy places the organism in Eukaryota, Fungi, Ascomycota, Sordariomycetes, Glomerellales, Glomerellaceae. The transcript has a single exon. Bases 1 to 1629 code for a protein of 542 amino acids.
AUGGCCACCGAUUUCUCCAAAGUGGGAAGGUUCACCUCUUCGCCAGCCAUGACUGAAUGGGAUAUCAUUGUCGUGGGAUCCGGCCAUAAUGGCUUGACCGCAGCCGCAUAUCUCGCGGUAGCUGGAAAGAAGGUCCUUGUCCUCGAAAAGGCUUCUUACCCUGGAGGUGGGGUGGCCAGCCUCCAGAUGGCCGAGCCAGGAUAUAUCAGCGAACGUCACAGCGCCAUUCAUCAAAUGAUCCUCGCAAACCCCAUGAUCACUCACGAUGAACUUGGUUUGCAGUCUCGGUACGGCCUCGUUUACAAGCAGCUAGACCCAUGCUAUGCCAUAGUCAUGGAAGACAAGGUCCUGCCCAUCUACAGAGAGCGCCACAGGACCGUCGAUGCCAUUCGAGAGUUUUCGUCGGAAGACGCCGAUGCUUACAACGUCUUUGUGGACAAAUGUCGACAAAUCACCGAGCUUCUGAUGCCCUCUAUGUUCGAACCUCCCCGCGACAUGUCGGCGGAUAUUGCUAGCAGCCCGUCAGCCGAGGAAAUUGCCAUGGCAUCAACCAGUUCCUCCUUGGAGAUCAUUCAGAGAUACUUCAAGAGCGAGGUUCUCCAAGUUGCGCUACUGAGAUUUGUAACUGAGAUCCAGCUCGCUCACCCAAAAACGACCGGAACAGGCUUGAUGGCCUACCUGGCCUUUGGACUUCUCGACAUCUAUGGCCUUUGCGUCCCCGAGGGCUCCGGAUCUGUGUGGACGGAAUCUGUCAUUCGCUGUCUCAGAGACCAUGGUGGCGAUGUCAAGUUGGACACGGAGGUCAUCAAGGUCAUCACCGAAGGUGGACGUGCCGUUGGAGCCAGAACUCGUUUUGGGGAGUUGAGGGCGAAAGAGGCCGUCAUCGGUCAAAUCCACCCCCACAAUCUUGGGCAUCUUGUCGAUGGAAUCGACCCGUCAAUCAUAUCAGCCGCCUCAAACACUCGCACCUCUGACUUCAGUCUACUCGUCGUUCAUGCCGCUCUCGAACGCCCGCUCAAGUUCAAAGCCGGGCCAAUCGCCGACAAGGCUGUCAUGAACACUUGCUGCCCUGGCAACCUCAAAGACCUUAUCCAGAGCUACGACGAAAUGAAUCAAGGAAUUCUCCCAGAGAAUAUCAUGAUCGGAGCCUCUUGUAUCAGCUCAGGUGACGAGACUCGCUGCCCGCCAGGCAAGUCGCUGCUGCACUGUGUUGUCAUGUGCAAGUCAGAACCUGCUGACGGCGGCUGGGCCGCGUGGGAUCGCAUCAAGGACGACUGGGUGCAGAGAGUCUUCUCUUAUUUCUCCAAGUACCUAGAGAACUUUACUCCCGACAUCGUUCGCUCCUAUCAUGUUGUUGCGCCUCCGGACCAUCAGUCCGACAGCGCAAGUUUCCAACGCGGCGAUAUUGCCGGUCUUUCCAUGGCGGCGGACCAGAUGGGGAUCAACCGACCUACCCCUGCCCUCGCUCAGUACCGUGUGCCUGGAAUCAAGGGUCUGUACCUUGCCGGACCUUUCAUGCACCCAGGUGGAGGUGUCUGGGGUGGUGGUCGUCCGGUAGCUAAGAGGGUGCUCGAGGAUCUUGGAAUCGACUUCGAUAAGAAAUUUGUGCACGGCAGCUCGCGUCUGUGA